UCGGUGCAAUGGAAGCUGCAUCAGUUUCGCGAAAGGUUCGGCUGGAGGAGCUGAGAAGGCGAAAAGAAGCAUCUUCUGCCGAUUCCAAUGCCAAUCAGGUGAAAGGUGAUCAUCCAAGAUCGAUAUCGGAGAUUAGAUUUGACGAAGAAGAUGAAAAGAUGCAAGAUGAAGGGACGGAUGUUGAACAACUACGCAAACGUGUUGAAAAAUGGUCAACAGCAAAGCUAAUACGAAGUUUCAGAGUGCUUGAUCGAAAGCAAAGGGUGGAUUAUACAAGAUUAAAAGAUACAAUUGAAAAUAUGAUCAUUGGCAUUCAAGAAGGUGUGAUUGCAGAACAUGAAAUCAAAAGAGAACAAGAUUUGGACUUACACAACAUCGCACCAAAACGACCAAAUUGGGAUCUUAAACGUGAUUUACAAAAAAGACUUGCUAAACUUGAACGAAGAGAUAGAGAAGCAAGGUUGAUCCUAAUAAGACAACGAAUUGAAGCAGCAUCCAAAUCAGCAAAUAACAAUUCGGGAGAAGCAAUGGCUGCCGCUGCUGCUGCUGGCGCUUUAGCAAACAGUGAAGCAAUGUUGUCUACAGCUGUUGGACAAGGAUCAGAAGAAUCCGACAGUGAAUCGGAUUAGGACCAUUGCAAUUUUCAGACUUUGUAAUACUAGCUGAUAACGCAGUUUCUACUCAAUUUUUGUUAGAUCCUUACUCAGCCGAGAAGUUCCAAGGUAUCAUUUGUGACACUGGAG
Meira miltonrushii is the source of this 743-nucleotide messenger RNA. RefSeq lists its product as uncharacterized. The record is from RefSeq and is a predicted model, not a curated record. The coding region runs from base 9 to 629 and encodes 206 amino acids. The transcript has a single exon. Gene Ontology annotation, cellular component: post-mRNA release spliceosomal complex; U2-type spliceosomal complex. NCBI's taxonomy places the organism in Eukaryota, Fungi, Basidiomycota, Exobasidiomycetes, Exobasidiales, Brachybasidiaceae.